AUGGGUGUAUUUCUCGAAAACAGUCUAAUUUGGGUUCAAGUAGAACAUAAGGUUGACGGAAGUUCGGGGACUGCGCGCCCAUCUGAUGAGCCACAAGAAGGGCGAAACCGGUCUCUAAUUUGGGUUCAAGUAGAACAUAAUGUUGACGGAAGUUCGGGGACUGCGCGCCCAUCUGAUGAGCCCCAAGAAGGGCGAAACCGGUCGUGGGCUGUCGAACAGUUGUCAGCAACCUUCGUACGCGCAAAGACAAACGUUAAAAUUACGGAUGACAAAGUGCGAUGGAUGGACACUCAAGUACUGACAUGUUCGGCCUCCGAAAGCGGUUCAUUCGAGGCACAGUUUCAAAACGGUCCAUGGAUUUCGCCUGGUAUAUCAACUGGAUUACCAAGUGCUAUGUGAUGGUUCGCCGCUGAUUCCAGACCUAUAACCACUGGUGUGUCCAGUGUGCAAUCGACUUCGAGCCCUCUCUCCGAGAACAAUGACCAACGAAUCUACCAUGCAGCUCGCACGUAUGGAGACACUCGAGUUGCUAUGACGACUCCACGACCCCAUGACCUGAGGAGUCCUGUUAACGGAUGUGCUGUCAAUACUCAUCGUUUGUGAUUGGUUCCAUCGCUGCCUCAUUGGCUUUCGCUACGACCUAAUAAUUCAACUGAUUUUAACGUGCUCUCGAUCCCAGACGUACAGCAGGGAUGGAGACCGGUUCCUCCAUUACAUUCGAUUCACACGGUAGGGCCGUCCUUUUCACCUGCACAUCAUUGGUCGUCUGGGCGAAUGGGGUUCGCUCACGCCUGAAUAAUAGCGUGAAAAGCCCAAGAAUGCAAUUCGUGUUGCUUGCCCACUCUGUGCCUGUUUGAAGCAAGUCUUCAACAGGAACUGCUUUCAGAUUCGCGUUAAAAAACGCACUUGGAAAACUGUCGAUGCCUUGCAACAAGGUGCAACUCACCAACAAACUGUUUACCAAUUGGCUGCAAUUGAAGUUUUCCGCCAAACUAUUACACUACAUCAGCUCUUUCGUGGUCUUGAAAGUUACCGCCAUGAAUUUUCUAGGCGUCCAUCUUGACCUAAAGAAUAUCCAGACAUUUUCCUUUAUUCUGGUCCAUAGUGCAUUCACAAGAUCCAGGAUAUUUCGUUAUAUGUAGUUAACUACGCACUGUAUCAUACUCAAAGGUCCAUUUCUCGGUGGGUUUGCCAAUACUGACUCUCUCGACUGCGUUCAAGUCGCUUUCGAUUCCCUAACAAGGAACAGAACAGCUUUAUUGCGAACAAGUGAGUGCAAAGGUUACAAGAGGUAUCACGGUAUUUAAAGCACACUUUUUGGCCUUGAACCCAGGCUGUCUGAUUAGCGUUAGGUGAACAAUCAUCAUCGUCAACCGUUGCUUCUAUGACAUGGUUGAACCCUCAUCAUCGUCACCCGUGAUUGUAUGAUAUGC
Molecule: messenger RNA, 1433 nt
Organism: Opisthorchis viverrini
Lineage: Eukaryota; Metazoa; Platyhelminthes; Trematoda; Opisthorchiida; Opisthorchiidae
Exons: 4
Coding region: 1-399 (132 amino acids)
Source: RefSeq, a predicted model, not a curated record